AUGGAGCCCCAAGGAAGCAGACGAGGUACCCUUUACCCUCAGAGACAGGGCAGUGGAGCUACCCUUUUGCCCCACAGACAGGAAGGCAGGGCUGCUGCACCACCAUUACUUCCUGCAAAGGAUGAGACAGUUCGGAUAAGUGAAGACUUCUCUUACAGACCUUCCCUGACCAAGAAAAAGGCCAUACAUGACUUCCGGGUAAGGUGGCCAGAGCUAAUUCUCCUGGAACGGAAGAAAGAGGAGGAGCUCCCCCUACUUGGCCAAAGCUCAUCGGGCUUCCUCCCUGCUGCCAGCAGCCGCUCUUCAGUGGUCAGCACUGCCUACACAGACCUGGACAGCUCCCCUAGUGAGCUCCUGGAUUCCAAAGCACUGGCUGCUGACUCCCACGCCCCGCCUUCACAGGCGCCACACAUGAUCAUUCUCAACAACUAUCUGAAGCCAGAGUCGCUGACACGGCUGGAGAAGAGGGUGAAGAGGAAGACCCUGGCGGCCAUGACGGAGCUGGAACAGGACAUGGAAGAGGUUAAGAGACGACAGUCGGGGUUCAUAAGGGACAUCAAGGACAUGCAGAAGGAAAUGUUAUGUGAGAAAGCUGACAGUAAGCCAUUCCUUGAGUACCUGCAGCAGAAGAAGGAGGAGAAACAGAGGAAGUACGACUCCCUGUGGAAAGACUACAUCCAGCAGUGUGAGGAGAUCGAGGAAAGGAGGCGAGAGCUGGUCUCUACCUUCACCUCCCGCACGGCAGGCCUCCAGAAGCAGCUGGAGCAGGGCAGGAAGCUAGAGGCCAGCUUGAGGAAGAAGAUGAAGGCCCUGGAGCCCACGGCACAGGUAAAGGAGCACCAGGAACAAAUGAUCCAGGCCUUAGAGCUGGAGAAAGCCAGCAUAACAACUGACGUCUCCUUAAUGGACCAAGGGGCACACCUUCAGUUCCUGAAGGAAAGGGCCGCCUUGGAGAAGCAACUGGAGGAGCUGAACCUGCUGGAGUCUGGAGAGCAAAUCACCCGAAAGCUGAAGAAGAAGGCCAAGGCCUUGGAUGCUAUGGCCAAACAGGCUCAUGAGGGCUUCUGGGAGGGAAUUAAAGCUCAGAACACAGAGCUGCAAACACAGCUCCGGCAGCUGGAUCAGGAGUUCUGCAACCUGGAGGCCGGAAAGGAGAAGCUGGAACGGAGAAAGCAGCGGUGGAAAGAGCAGCAGUGGUACCUGGAGGCUCUGGCCCGGGGGAGGGAGCGCCUGCAGCAGCAGGAGCACUGCCGUCAGGAGCGGGAGCACCGCCGGCAGCAGCAGGAGAGCCACCACCCCAGACCACAGACAGCUCCUCUACCAGCACUGGGCCGUCUAUUAAGUGCCAGGCAGAAAACCAAUCCUAAGAAAUGGCCGCCACGUCCCAGGAAGCAGACUGGAGCUGAAGCUGGAGCACUACACAAAGAAUGA
Molecule: messenger RNA, 1431 nt
Organism: Mus pahari (shrew mouse)
Lineage: Eukaryota; Metazoa; Chordata; Mammalia; Rodentia; Muridae
Product: coiled-coil domain-containing protein 121-like
Exons: 1
Coding region: 1-1431 (476 amino acids)
Source: RefSeq, a predicted model, not a curated record